UUGAUCUCUCAAGGCCUUGUUGCAUCAGCUGAUGCAACAACUGACUGAAGAAUCUCCUACAGCUACAGCUACUCGGGCAAUGCCGUGCCCGCCUACAUCCUCGCUCAAUGCUGGGCUCCCCUCGUCGUCGCCAGCAGUGCGCUCGCCGUCGUCGUCCCGCCCUCCCGCCGCCCGACACGCACCCACGUGCAGCCCGCCUCCCGACCCCGCGCUUUCCCACGCCCCUCCCGCCCCCUGCCGUCCCGACGCGCACGCGCUCGUCGCGUUCCCACGCCUCGCUCGCCACGCUGUACGCUACGCCUCACCCUGCGCUCGCAGCUGCACGUGCGGCCGCGAGCUCACCGCGCGCCCGCGCGCGUCCUCGGCGAAUGCCGAAAAUGCGCCGGCCACGGGUCGCGGCGCGGCCAGCGGGCACGCUCCCGCUCCCCCGCUCCUCCCGCGCGCGCACCUGCCGUCGGGCUGCGCGUACCCAGCUAGUGCCAGGUACGCGUACUCGCCCGUCGGAUAGCGCCGC
Messenger RNA from Schizophyllum commune H4-8, 514 nucleotides. RefSeq lists its product as uncharacterized. Lineage: Eukaryota; Fungi; Basidiomycota; Agaricomycetes; Agaricales; Schizophyllaceae. The coding region runs from base 80 to 508 and encodes 142 amino acids. The transcript has a single exon. The record is from RefSeq and is a predicted model, not a curated record.